AUGGCCUCUGCUGGGUUCGGUGUGGGCGCUGCCGCUGGGUCGCAGGCCGUUGGACCUGACUUGCAAACCAUACAGACAGAUGAAAUUGGCUUCAGAUCCAUCAACGGUGAAGCCAAGGUUCGCCUGACCUCAGCGUGGACGAAGCUGCCCGAGCCGACUGCUAGCCUCCUCAGUGUUGCAUCCGGAAGGGGCCUCGUAGCCGCCGCUGGCCCAGAUUACAUCACGAUAGCGACAACCGACAAGGUCCGCAAGGCGUUCGAUAGUCCCAAGGAUGGUGACUUUGAAGUGCGCAGCUUCGAGCCCGAGCUCAAGCUUCAGAUGCCCAUGCGUGUCUCGCAUCUCGCGUUUACGGCCGACGAGAACUACCUGAUCCUCUCCGCAGAGGCCGGGGGCGGUCUUGCAGUAUACGAGGUGCAAAGUCUCUUGUCUGGAAACACAAGUUCGGCAUUCGAACUUCCGACAAACGGGGAGUCGCUGCGCGGCCUAAUACCCAACCCUACAGCUGAGAAGGCAGAGCUAUGUGCGGCGGUGACAACGAAUGGCAACCUGUGCAUGGCGAACCUGAAAGAGCGCGCGUUAAGCAAUCCUUUGCUGUCCCAAGUCAGCUGUGCGGGAUGGAGCGCGAAGGGCAAACAACUCUGUGCCGGACUCUCAGACGGGACCAUUCGCCAGUUAACUCCAGAAGGGGAGAGCAAGGCUGAGAUCCCCAGGCCGCCUAACGCAGACAACCAUUACGUGUCCUCGCUUUUCUGGUUGGAGAACCACUUGUGGCUUGCUAUAUAUUCCAGCAACGGUACCUCCCCGAACUCGGUGUACAACAUCAUCACCCGCGAACCUCCGUCCAAAUUUGGCUUCCAGAGAAUCUCGGAUCCUGUAGAGCCAUUCAACGCGGAGAAGCCACCUCACCACGCGCUCUUGCGCUUGCGCGACUUCCCCCCCGAUCUACAAGAUCUUCUCGUUAUUGCAUCCACAGCCAACCCCGACAUUGGGGUUCUCAGCAGAUCAAAAAAGCCACUUGCCUCAGAUCAACCCGCUGAUACUAUCACGGGUGUCUUCACAACCACCGAAAUGCUCGAGGACACCUCAAGGCCCACGUUGCCGAUGACUGACUCGAUGGAUGACUCCGUUCCUGUUGGUAUCGCGCUGGAUUUGUCAAGCAAGGAAAAGGUCUACCGCCCAAUUCCUGCAGACGAGGAGUUGAACGAAUCUGCUACUCCUCUCCCUGGUCUUUGGGCUCUCACACACGAAGGUCUGCUGUGCUCAUGGUGGUGCGUCUACAACGACGCUGUGAAAAAGGGCAUCGAAUACCCCCAUUUGGCAGCGGCAGAUAGUGCAGCAAGUGGAAUGGCCCUCAACGCAGCUCCAACCUCCACGACAACUAGUGCUCCUCUCGGAAGCGCAGGAGGCUCUGCCUUCGGGCAACCAUCAGCCCCAGCCGCUCCAUCCUUUGGUUCUUCGUCGCAGCUAGGCGCAAAGCCAUCAUUAUGGGGUAGUGCCGGGACUUCAGGCGCCUCUCCCCAGACAGGCGGCGCAGCCUUUGGCCAGUCAGGAUUCGGCGGUGCUACAUCUCCCUCGGGGCCUGCUUUCGGCAAGCCGAGUACAUUUGGCCAGUCGUCGCAGGUUGGCAUCAGAAGCUCACCUUGGGCGAAUGGCAGUAGCGCUGCACCUGCCUUUGGCCAGACCGGUUUCUCUAGCCUCGGGUCGAAAAGCCCAGGGGGUAGCCCUUUCGCUGCCGCCGCGGGAGGCUCGUCAACCCAACAGGAAUCCGGGGGUUUCUCCGGAUUCGCGAGCAAAGGUGGCUUUGGCUCUUUGGCAGCGAACACCGGAGGCUCUAGCGUGCUAGGUGGCAGUUCCCAGCCGAGUGCCUUUGGUGUGCCUGCUCAGUCCAGCGGCAGUCCUUUUGGUUCAACAAGCACCGAAAACAAGCCAAGUGUUUUUGGUGCACCGAGCCAACCCAAGUCGAGUAAUUUUGGAAGUGGCGCCAAUGCGAGCCCAUUCGGGUCAGCAGGGGCCAGCCAGCAACCGAGCGUCUUUGGGACCGGAAGCUCAACAAAGCCCAAUCCAUUUGCCCCGUCUGUUGAUUCAACUAAGUCACCUUUCGGCUCGCAAAAAUUCGAACUGAAGAGCUCCUUCAAGCCAGAUGCGUCAGCCGAAAACGAGACGCACAAGCCAAGCACAGACUCUGGUGGAAGCAUGUUUGGCAACGGAUUUGGGGCGGCUCUUGACUCGGCGAGCAAGACCCCAGCGACACCGGCCAAGGACAGUGAGAUGGACGACGAGCCAUCGGAAGAGCAAACCCCGCAGCCCACUUCUCGCCAGAAUGUACUUGGCUCGCAGCAAAGCCCCGAGUCGACCACACCGCAGAACACACCAGGAGCCUUUCGACUAGGUGGCUCGGGGACCGCUGGAAGCUCGCCAGCCCCUGGGUCUUCCUUGUUCGGCCAACCUACACCGGCCCCCGAUACUGGCAAGAGCCUCUUCGGGACUAAGAGUGGUCCCUCGCAAUCGUCUAGACUAAACCCAUUCAGCCCACAGAAGACAGCGCCUCGGCCUCAAGAGGCCGAGCCUCCAUUGCCACCAGACCCUACGAGCAAACCAAACUAUCCAGUGGGAGACUCCUCGGCGUCCUCGGCAGCAUCGACUGCAGCAAAGACCAGCGCUGAGCCCAGCAAUGAGACUGCUAAGGCGGAACAUGCGCCACUGCCACCCGACUUUGCGCCAUCUAAGCCGAAAAGCCAGCCAAAGUCGGAGGGCGAGGCACGAAAGGAGAGACAGAGUCAGAGCAGGCUCGAUGACGCUCCUCUACCACCGGAUUUCACCAAACCGGUAAACCCUUUCGAGGCGCCCAAGGCAGCAAAGACGCCUGUCUCCGUCUUCGAUCAAGGGAAGGCGAGCAACGCCUCGGAUCCCAACAACCCCUUUGCAAAGUACUUGCAAGCACCCGUGGAUGGGCCGGAUUCGGACGAAGAGGAGAGCAACCUGGACGAUGAUGGCUCGGACGACGAUGGCGGCGAUGGGGACGAAGAAGAAGAAGACGAGAAUGGAGAAGUGGGAGAUGAGGAAGAGGGCGAAGAGGAGGGCGAAGAGGAGGGCGAAGAGGAGGGCGAGGAUGAGACAGGUGAGGUAACGGAUGAAGACGCUGAGGGUGAGGGAGAAGAUGACAACAUCACGUCUGAAGGCAGCGGAGUCGAUGUUGCGAAGGAUCUGAGCCCCGAGAGCAGUGGGCUUCAUGCAACCUACACCCCUCAAGGCUCGUUCCAGGAGGAUGUGGGGUCUACCACCCCAGCGACUGCCCAGCCCAGUCAACAGCGUCCCAAGGCAUCCUUAUUUGGCCAGCUUGGUCAAAACACGCCGAUUUUCCCUCGGCCCCAAGAGAGUAGCCCCAGGUCGCCCAGCCCCGUGCGGGCGGCAGUACCAAACCGCUUGCUGCGCCCUGAGCAGAACCGAUCGGUGAGUGCACCGGGGAUGGCCUCGCAAAUGAUCAAGCCCAGAGGUGCACAACCUGCGCACCAACAGGCGACUGGUGGCGAGCGCGAGCAACCAAUGGAGGACCCUGUUGCCAGGAGGCACAGGCUGGCCAGAGAGCGACGUGAGAAAGAAGAAGCCCAGCCGCUGGUUGACGAAGACGAUGAGCAGGUCAAGGCACUACUGUCAUCCGAGCUACAGGGCAAGCUAGUUCUGGACGAGUUUGUGGCCCAUGUCAACACGGCGCCACCGGCACAGGAUAGUAUACCAGCCCAGGUGGAAGCCGUAUACCGCGACAUCAACUCGAUGAUCGACACAGUCGGGCUGAACUCGCGUUCGGUCAAGGAAUUCAUCAAGGGACACGUGGACAACCGGCUUGAGAACGGGCGCAACAAGGAGGACCUUGAGAUUGCUGAAGACUGGGUACUCUGUGAGGUGGACGAGCUCGGCCGGAUCUUGGACAAUGAUAUGCGUCAUGAUCUGCAACAAGGCCGCGUGACUGGACUGGAUGCCAAGCUGGAAGCGUGCCAGCAUCUCGCACGGGAAAUCCAUCGGGUCAAGGCGAAAUGCGCCGAUCUCGAUAAGAUCAAGGCGGCCAGAACGAGCGCUGACGAGACCGAGGCCACACUGGCCUUGCCGCUCACGGCCGAGCAAGCCGCACAGCAGAACGAGCUUCGACGGAUUCUGAAGGAGUUCUCCAAGCUGUUGGCUGAAGCCGAGAGUGCUCUGUCGAUCUUGAGGACACGGCUGGCGUCCGCUUCUGGCGCGUCAGGAAAACGGACUGGCAACAUGCCCACGGUGGAGGCGGUCAUGCGGACGAUUGCGAAGAUGACGGCCAUGGCGGAGAGACGCAGCGGCGACGUGGAUGUACUGGAGACGCAGCUGCGCAAGAUGCGUCUGUCGUCCGCGGGGCGCGAUGCGACACCGACGGCGACGCCGCAGCCUAGGAAGAGCGUCAUGUUCUCGCCGGAUCCGGUGACGCCGUCACGAAGCUUCCGGCACAGCUUCUCUGCCAGCGUUGGCUCGAUGGGGGGCAGCCCGGCUCGGUCGUCGACGCCGCGCAAGAAGCUCAGCGGGUUCAGCGCGGAGGAGAAGAAGGCGCUGAUGGAUAAGCGGGCCAAGAGGCAGGCCGUGUUGGGUAUGCUGAAGGACCACGUGGAGAAGAAAGGCGUGCAGGUCUGGAACACGGAGGACAUUGAUUAG
Messenger RNA from Emericellopsis cladophorae, 4668 nucleotides. Its product is annotated as Nucleoporin-like protein. The record is from RefSeq and is a predicted model, not a curated record. Gene Ontology annotation, cellular component: nuclear pore. Gene Ontology annotation, biological process: RNA export from nucleus; protein import into nucleus. Gene Ontology annotation, molecular function: protein binding; structural constituent of nuclear pore. The transcript is spliced from 3 exons. The coding region runs from base 1 to 4668 and encodes 1555 amino acids. NCBI's taxonomy places the organism in Eukaryota, Fungi, Ascomycota, Sordariomycetes, Hypocreales, Bionectriaceae.